Messenger RNA from Asterias rubens (European starfish), 1494 nucleotides. RefSeq names its product cholinesterase 1-like. Gene Ontology annotation, molecular function: cholinesterase activity. The coding region runs from base 1 to 1494 and encodes 497 amino acids. The record is from RefSeq and is a predicted model, not a curated record. Lineage: Eukaryota; Metazoa; Echinodermata; Asteroidea; Forcipulatida; Asteriidae. The transcript has 7 exons.
AUGAUUGCGGCUCGGCUAUUCAUUCUUGUGGCCGUAAACUGGGGAGUAUGUGCAGCGGGGCCAACGGUCCGACUUGACGGGGGAUGGAUCGAAGGAGAGACUGUCCAGUUUACGGAGCCAAACUUCCUCAAAGUAAACAAGACCGUUGAUAUUUACAAGAACAUAUCGUACACCGAGCCACCCACCGGGACCAACCGGUUCAAGCCACCGAUUAAGAAGGAGCCGUGGCGGGGUAGACUGCCGUGUUUUGGCCGGUUCAAACCGGCCUGUAUGCAGACAUUCCCUUCCCUGAGUGGCACAGACGAGGACUGCCUUUUCGUCCAUGUUUACGCACCACAAAAUCUGUCUCCCAAUGCAGCCGUUAUGGUGUUCCUCCACGGUGGAGCGUACGUAUUUGGCUCCGGCUCCAUGCCAGAAUACACAGGCUAUCCGUUAGUCUCCGUCGGUGACGUCAUCUUGGUCACUGUCAACUAUCGUCUUGGACCGUUCGGGUUUAUGACAACAGGUGAUUCUGUACUACCAGCGAAUGCGGGGAUGUUAGACCAAGUGAUGGCUCUCGAAUGGGUCAGAGACAACAUCGAAAAUUUCGGGGGUGAUCCUGGUCAGGUGACACUCUUCGGUGAGAGUGCUGGGGCGAGCAGUGUAGGUCUUCACAUGUUAUCUAAGAUGAGCAGUGGUCUCUUCCAGAGAGCGAUUAUGCAGAGUGGUGUUUCAACGACUACAUUUGCCUAUCGACGUGAUAUCAAUGAGAUUAUACGAGAAACACAUGAUAUAGCGACUGCAGUGGGAUGCGGUAACCAAACAUCGCUGGAGAUGGUGUUGUGUAUGAGAAACGUCUCCGCCAGGGAACUGCUCUUGAGAGCCUUUGAGGUCACGAUUUCCUUCCAGCCAGUUGUCGAUGGUUCUUUCCUUCACGACUACCCUGAAACACUUCUACAAAAAGGUGACUUCCAAAAAGUCCCGAUACUACUUGGGAACCUUGUCGACGAGGGCGCCACCUACGUCCUCAUAGUGAACACAAGAUCGUUCAAUUCAAAAACACCUCCUUACAUGAGCAGGGACGAUUUUCUAGAAGCCAUUCCCAGAUAUCUAUACGAGGCUGAUACAGAUGCGGUCAAACUCGCCCUGGAUACGUUCUAUGCAAACGCUACGCAGUUGGCCAACUCGUCCGCCGACUACCUGGAAAACUUCAUCCGAAUUACAACAGAUCAGAGUUGGACAGCACCGGCAGACUUCGUGGCCAAGGCGCACGUCAGGGGAGGCUCGACCGUCUACAUGUACCAAAUGACCCAUGACCCGACAGUCUCGGUAAUGGACGUGUUCGCACUUGGCCCCGCCUGGCUUGGGGCAGCCCACGGGGAGGAUAUUCCUUUUGUCUUCGGCAAUGCCUGGGCUGAGGAGCUGUUCUACAAAACCAAAGUCCCGCUAGAUGAAGAGAAGCAACUAGCUGCUAAUGUGAUGACGUACUGGACAAACUUUGCCAAAACUGGGUAA